AUGUCCACCGGAUUAUUCAGGUCCAAGCAGUUUAAGCUGAAAAAGAACUUGAAAAAUAUUGUCAUCUCUGGUCCAUUAUCUAAUGCAGAGCUUCAACAGCAGCAACAACAGCAGCAACAACAGCAACAGCAGUCGGAAUUAUUACUAGGACAGACAGAAGACACAAAUUACCUCCAACAACAACUGCAAGCAACACCUCGUAUAAGGAAAAGACUAAGUGGCUUUGGUUCAAGUCAACAAUCCUCACCACACGCAACGUCGCGUUCAAUCUCUUACAAGUACCAUCACCGCAAGAGCGGAGCUAAACACACAAUCGACACAGCAGAGGAGGAUCCCCUUCAAGUUAUCCUUGUAUCAAGAUAUGCCUUCACUGCACAAGCACCAAAUGAGUUAUCAAUAAAAUCAAAGCAGUUUCUCCGUUUACUUGAAAAAUGUGGUAAUGGCUGGCUAAGAGUGUGUGAGUUGGAAAAUAGUCUGCAAGUGGGGUUGGUCCCAGCAUCGUACUUGGACAUUGCCAUUAAUGAUAUAUCGAGACCAAUAACUUUAAAAUGGCUCCACGAGUUCAGAGCCAGUUUGGCACAUGACGACGAGGUUAAGCAUCUAGCACCUACAGACAGUUUGGUUGAUGAAAUCUAUCAAUGUUCAAUAACCAACACAAUCUGGUUUUGUGUCAAGAUCCAGUACGAUUCACAAAUCGUCUAUGCUAAUCGAUCAUUUGAAGAUUUUGUCAGUUUAAACGAUAAAGUGUCCUAUAUACAAGCUGAAUUACCUCAGUGGUACUUGGGGGAAUCUAGAAAGCUUGACUCUAAAGUUAUUUGUCAAUUGAAACAGGUUUGCAAAGGAUUGAAUCAGUAUUUACAAACCGUGGCUCAACAAUCAAGACAAAACAGUUUGUUACAACAGCAUCUACAUUCGUUCAUCUUCACCAAUGGUAAAUACAUUAGUGUUGACAAAGAAGAGGAAAUCGAUUCCGCUCUACAGGAACUAUCACUGGAUUCGAUUCUAGUUGAUAGAAUCACAUCUUCUACAACUGGCAAAACUCAACAACAAGUAUUUGCAUACUCUGCUACUGCUCCGCUACCAUGGCAAGAAAACGAAAACAGAAACCACAACCAACACAGUCCCCGUCGAUGCCAAAGUGAGCUGUCAUUGAGCGCCCACCACAGGUCAUCAUCUCCUGGCACACCUAGAUCAUACAAGGAGGAUGAGCAACCACGAAUUCUAGCGACAGCAAGUAGAGCUGCCACAGUUCCAAGUUUGAGAAAGUCGUUUAGAAACUCCACAUCUGCAACUACAGCCCUUUCGACUCCACAGCAGCUUCGAAAAGCAGGACAUGAAACAAACUACACUUACUCACGUUCAAGAUCUCCGUCCUCGGUCUCUUCAAUUACGUCCCCAUCGAAAAGGCUGGUCAAAUCUCGCACCACCAGUCGUGUUUUCAAGAUUCCUGAACAACCGCAAUUGGAAGCAAUAACAGCUGGUGGCAAUGUAAGUGACCCAUUACCACAUUCAAUUAGCUCCACUACAGUGAUGAGCUACACAUCAUUGUUUGACCAAUAUGAAGGAGAUGAGGAAGAUGUGGUGGAUAAUGAGAGUAGUAAUGAAAAGAGGGAAGCUGAGCAGGACCAAGGUCCAGAAGAAUAUCUCGUGUGUCCAAACACCAGAGACGAGCCAAACGAAUUGGGCUUUGAUAACUUGAAUCUAAAUGAGAGUUCAACAAGUACAAACUCUCAUGAUGUUUUCGAUGGCAAUGCCAGAAAUUGUCCACCUCACUAUUCCCACAACUCAUCCCAAUCGCAGUCAUCACACAAUUCCAACUACUCCAAAUUGAAUAGGAGAAUAGACUCCACUACAAAUUCAAGUAUAGAUUCACGCCACAUUUCAAUGGAUACAAAGGACACAUCAAUGGAUAACCAUAAACGUACAGAGUCCUCCAACACCACUGCUACUACUGCUAUUCAUGUGCAAAACCAGCGGGAUCUGAAGUCAACAUCAACAAGUGUGAGUCAAGACAAGUUGAUAAUUGAUCCAAAGACAGUAAUCAAAACUCGAAACCUUUCGAGCACUUUUAGCGAAAGCAGUAUAUUGGAUCUUCAUCGCCAGAUUCAUGGGGGAGAUUCAACACCCACCACCCCAUCGACCCCAAUGACUCCAAACACAAUGAAUGACGGAAUCUUUUCCCGUGAUUCAGCAACACUGAUCAAGCUUGAGAAACCGCACUCACAGAAUCCAUUCUCUUCUCCUUUCCAAAGGAAACCUUCGUCAGCAAAUGUGACUCUCCCCUUACAACAAACACAUGCAUUGGAACAAAAACAACAACAACAACAACAACAACAAAAGACAUCUUUACAAGACGAGGUGGAUGACGAUAUCAAGCCAUUGAAUGUGAGGAAACACGGGUGGUUACGUAGAACUGGUACAUUGACCCCGUUGGAGCCAAGGAACAGUGAGGACGAGCACCCACAUACACCUAUUAACUCAGGCUCCACAUCACGUCAUCAACAACAAUGCUUGCAUGCGAAUGGAAGUAAUCCAGAAUUUAUCAAAUUGAAGAUAUUUCUUCAAAAUUCAAGCAACGACGUUGUUGUGCUCAAGGUGAACCGUGACAAACUUUCCACAAUAAAUUACGCAAAGCUGCAAUUGAGCUACAAGAUAUACCACGACGCAAGCUUGAUUCAGCAUUACAAAUUAGUACCGUUGUUACUGCAUCCGGAGGAAGAGACGCACAAGUGUUGGACCGAAGAUGAGUUGGUGACGUAUAUUAAGGGUAAAAGCAAGUGCAACUUGAAAUUAGUUCGUAAUGCGAAAAACACUUUGUGCUAG
Messenger RNA from Lodderomyces theae, 2823 nucleotides. Its product is annotated as SH3 domain-containing protein. Gene Ontology annotation, molecular function: protein binding. The coding region runs from base 1 to 2823 and encodes 940 amino acids. NCBI's taxonomy places the organism in Eukaryota, Fungi, Ascomycota, Pichiomycetes, Serinales, Debaryomycetaceae. The transcript has a single exon. The record is from RefSeq and is a predicted model, not a curated record.